Molecule: messenger RNA, 1711 nt
Organism: Panicum virgatum (switchgrass)
Lineage: Eukaryota; Viridiplantae; Streptophyta; Magnoliopsida; Poales; Poaceae
Product: very-long-chain aldehyde decarbonylase GL1-9
Exons: 2
Coding region: 480-1256 (258 amino acids)
Biological process (GO): lipid biosynthetic process
Molecular function (GO): iron ion binding; oxidoreductase activity
Source: RefSeq, a predicted model, not a curated record
GCUCAAAAAAUGCAAUAAUUCUUCUCUGGCACCUUCCCGAACCGAAAGGGAGGACAGCAGGGACAAGAGGAAGAAGCUCUUAAAGGCGUCACAGCUUUUCUUCCAUUCCAUUUGGUUUCUUGAUUCCUCUGUUAAAAAAAAACAUACUUUGCACAUCAUCAGCUGACCCUUCCGAGCAAAAGAGAAAUCCUUUUUCUGCCCUCUGCUAUUUCGCCAUUUCUGUUCGUCCCACCAGACAAAAAUCCCCAUCUUCCCCAACCGGUUGUGCCGUGUGCGUCACUGAACAAGAACACGACCGGUUCCUAUUCCCUAGAUCUGCGUGGAGGCGGCGUGGAGCCUGAAUCCGGCAAAAGGGUUGCAGUUGCAGUUGGUUGGCCGGAGCGCCCGAGCCCGCCGUCAACAUCCAAUCUUGGCGCCGGACCGGCCGUGCGCCGCCGCCGUCUUCCUGCGGCGACAAGGAACAGGCAAAGUCGGCGGAGAUGGUGCCGUGGGAAGGGUACGUGAGCGACGAGACGAUGGGCACCUUCGCGCCCAUCGUGCUCUACUGGGUGUACGCCGGCGGCUACCAGCUUAUCCUGCACCGCCGGCCGCUCGAGCGGUACAGGCUCCACACGCGGGCUGAGGAGGAGGAGAAGAACCUCGUCAGCCUACCCGCCGUUGUCCGCGGCGUGCUCCUGCAGCAGCUCGUGCAGGCCAUCGUCGCGAUGAUCCUGUUCAUGGUCACAUCAGAUAGCUCAGUAACUGUAGUUCAGCCACCUAUUGUCGUUCAGAUCUUUCAGUUUUUAAUUGCGAUGCUCGUGAUGGAUUCAUGGCAAUAUUUUGUGCAUCGCUACAUGCAUCAAAACAAGUUCCUUUAUCGGCACAUCCACUCUCAACAUCAUCGGCUCAUUGUUCCUUAUGCUAUUGGGGCUCUCUACAACCAUCCAUUGGAGGGGCUGCUUUUGGACACCUUAGGUGGUGCCAUCUCCUUCUUGGUAUCCGGUAUGACACCAAGAACAGCUGUCUUCUUUUUCUGUUUUGCUGUCCUCAAGACGGUCGACGAUCACUGUGGACUUUGGUUACCGUAUAACAUCUUCCAGAACCUGUUUCAAAAUAAUACUGCCUAUCAUGAUAUCCACCAUCAACUCCAAGGCACAAAAUACAAUUACUCCCAGCCCUUCUUCUCGAUCUGGGACAGAAUACUGGGGACCCACAUGCCGUACAACUUAGUCAGCAGGAAGGAAGGUGGAUUUGAAGCAAGACCGUUGCGAGACUAGCUUGAGCUCAAUGCAAGUGUACAGAUCUCCAGUGAAAGAGUGAGAUACAAUGGUCAGCCUCCCCUUCACAUGAUUAGAAGCUCACAGGGGCCCAUCUACUUGUAAGACGAUGAAACUGUGCCGGUGCUGCUUUUGGCAUCUCGGUCCAAGCCAUAUGUUACUUGGGAAUGGACUGAAGCUCCUGCAUCGCUUGUUCUCCUGCAGUUCAUCUAGAUGGGAGGGUCCAUUUCGAAGUCUGAAUGUGUGAUACGGUGGUUUGUAUGCAUGGUACCUGUUAUAUGUGGUUAUUUUUCUUCCUUUUGUGCAGAGCUUCCAUUACAUCGCUGUGCAGAUAGUGUAUUUGAAAAUCACGCUUCUGUAUGUACCCAAUUAUAUUCGUGUAAUUGUAUCUCUGGGCAUGACGAAUCUGACUUUUUACUGUACUGGUACUGGUACUGAUGGUUUGCAGGCUGGCU